GCACCUCACUGUUACCAGGAGCUCUGUGCUGCUGUGUGAGAGCUCUCCUUCCCUCUUCCAUGCAUUCUCACAGGCCCUUGCCGCUUCCAGCAUCGGAAAGAAACUUUCCCAGUGAAGACCUUGAGUUCUGAGGAUAUUGAAAGAGAGGAAGUUUGGAGAUCAACCAUGAAUUGCAAGGUUGAGGAGAAGAGAAAGCAGCGCCAUAGCUUGACUUUAUUGGAGCAAGUAAAGAGAAUGAAAGAAUCAACACAGAUAACCGAUGUGGUGCUGAUUGCAGAAGGUGAGAAAUUCCCCUGCCAUAAGGUGGUGCUGGCGGCCUUCAGUGCCUACUUCAAAGCCAUGUUCACGUGUGGCUUGGCAGAGUGCACGCAGAGGGAAGUGGUGCUGCACAACAUCUCUGCCAAGGGCAUGGCGGUGAUCCUGCACUACAUGUACAGCGCGGACCUGUGCCUCACCAGCCUCAACGUGCAGACAGUUGCCCUGGCUGCCUACUUCAUGCAGAUGGACGAGGUUUGCAAUAUGUGUCAGAAAUACGUGAUGGAACACAUGGAUGCUUCCAACUGUGUGGGCAUCUACUACUUUGCAAAUCACAUUGGGGCAGAAGAUUUAUGUGACCAAGCGAGGAAAUACAUGUAUCAGCAUUUUGCUGAGGUGAGCUUGCAGGAAGAAAUACUAGAGAUUGAAUUCCAGCAGCUGAUGACUAUCAUCAAAUCAGAUGAUCUGAAUAUUUCCAGGGAGGAGAGCAUUCUGGACCUUGUCAUUAGAUGGGUCAAGCACAGCAGAGAGUCACGUUCAGAACACCUUGUUGAGCUCCUCAAGCAAGUGAGACUGGUACUUGUCAGCCCCUCUUUUCUUGUGGAAGCCCGGAAAAGGAACACAAUAAUUCUGUGCAAUUCAGAAUGCAAUGAUAUGUUUGAGGAAGCACUGAAAACCAUCCAACUGUCCAGCCACCCUUCCCUCAGCCUGCGAUACGGCAUGGAGACGACGGAUCUCCUGCUUUGCAUCGGCAACAGCUCCCUUGGCAUCAGGUCCAGGCAUGGCAGCUAUGCAGAUGCCAGCUUUUGUUAUGCUCCUGCAACACAAAAGACUUACUUCAUUUCCUCCCCAAAGUAUGGAGAGGGCUUAGGAUAUGUUUGCACUGGUGUUGUCACUGAGAAAAAUGAUAUCAUUGUGGCAGGUGAACCAAGCGCCAUCAAAAUGUCUAGACAGAGGACUAGGAGCAUUGAAAUUUAUAGAUACCACCAGCAAGGAAACCGCUUCUGGCACAGUCUGUGCAGCACUCAGCUCCGUGAACUCUAUGCACUGGGCACUGCUCACAACGACCUCUAUGUAAUAGGAGGGCAAAUGAAAGUGAAAAAUCAGUAUCUGGUCACAAACUGUGUGGAGAAGUAUUCCAUGAAGCAAGGCACCUGGAGAAGCACGGCGCCUCUGCCAGUACCAUUGGCCUGCCACAUGGUGGUGACAGUGAAGGACAAGCUGUACGUGCUGGGCGGAUGGACACCACAGAUGGAUCUGCCUGACGAGGAGCCGGAUCGAUUAAGUAACAGAACAUUUCAGUACGACCCGGGCCAAGACAAAUGGAUGGAAAGAGCUCCAAUGAAGUUCUCCAAGUAUCGCUUCAGCACAGCUGUAGUCAAUGGGGAGAUUUAUGUCUUGGGAGGAAUUGGGUGCCUUGGUUAUGACAGAGGACAGACACGGAAAUGUCUUGAUGCAGUGGAGAUUUAUAACCCUGAUGGAGACUUUUGGAGGGAUGGACCCCCUAUGCCUUCUCCCCUCCUCUCCUUACGAACAAACUCUACCAGCGCAGGCUCCGUGGAAGGGAAGCUGUACCUCUGUGGAGGAUUUCAUGGAGCAGCUCGCCAUGAAGUUAUCACCAAAGAGAUCCUUGAGCUGGAUACGUGGGAGAACCAGUGGAAUGUGGUGGCCACCAAUGUCCUCAUGCCUGACAGUUACGAUGUUUGCCUUGUUGCUCGGCUGAACCCGCGGGAUCUUAUCCCUCCUCCUCCAGAUUUAGUAAACCAGUAGAAGUUCAGUGACUCUCAGUGCUUCCAGAUUCUGCAGAGACUGAAGAAUUUGGGGAGACAAAUGCUGCAUUGGCUCUGCAUCACAUCUGAAUCCCAUAGAGAGGAAAGGGCAACAUGCUUAAGGAUGUAAUUCCCUUUGAGCUGUGCUUCUCUGACGAUGCUUGAUUUGAUAGUACUGGUGCUCUGGACUUCUGUGGUUGAAAGCCAAGGUUGUCCAGCCUUUGUGUAUGGCUCUUCAUCUUCAAUCUGGCUGUGCAAGCUCCAGUGUUGAGUGAAGCCUGGGCUGCUUGGGACCCUUUGCCUCACAGGCACAGUGGCAGCCCAGGACUCAGCUCACAGCAGAUGUAUGAGAGAAAGCUCUAGCCAGGGAAAUUCCUCAUUUGCUGUUCAUCCCACUUGGAUCUACUAAGCUACCCAGGAAGCCAAGAAAUAGAUUAAGUCAGCUGAUGAAAAACAAGUGCCAGACUGUAACUGACUGAUGCAAAGGUAAAACAUAGAAAAGCCUUUGUUUGAAAUGAAAUCCCAUUAGCCAAGGUCCAUUAGCCAAGAACACCAGCUCCUGCAAACAUCAUCUAAAGCACAGACAUAACAGUCAAGACAUCUUGUCUGUCUUUGCUAAUAGACCUGAACCUGUGCUAGUAGAAAACUAAUCCUUUGGCAGCAAGUCACAAAUGAGUCUUUCAUUAGGGCUGGUAGGCAGUCUCUACCAAAGACAAGAAAAAUCUUAAAUUUUCACCUAAAUCCUAUUUAUUACAAAGUCUGGUAUGACUGGGUUCUUAAAGCUCAGGAAACUUCCUUUGAGAGAUGAAUAAAAAGAUGCAAACUAAAAAGUAAUAAAUGAGACGAGUAUUAUCUGCAUAUCAGUAUUGCAACUAGAGGGAAAGGAGAGAUGUGCUAACAAUAAAUGCUUAUAUAACAGAAAUAGCUUUAAUGGAAUAGCAUAAGGCUAAUUCUCUACCAACAGAAUUUGCUAUAAUCAAAGGGAAGAGCAACGAUUCAAACAGUGCUUCUGAAGGCAGUGUUAGCCUUUAUAGGGCUUGAAGACAGUAGGUUAGAGUGAAAAUUGUUACCAAUACUGCUAUCCCAUUUGAAUUACCAAUAACUCAUCAGUUCUCUGGUGCCUACCUUGCAGUGUAUCUGUCACUGCCUGGGCAGUACAGACAAGAGAACUGGAAAUCUCACUGUGCUCUUGGGCCCUGGUUGUAAAUGCCAGCAUGCUGCAAUGCAGACUGAAUGCCAGAGGCAAGCAUAAGACUAAACUAUGAUAUUGUAUGAGAAUAAUCAUUGUCAGCAAGAAGUGGCUUUUGAUAACUACAAAAGCAGCAACAAGAGUGGAACAAAAAAACCAAAAAAACAAAACAAAACAAAACAAACAAAAAAAACCCCAACAAAAGCAAAACAAAACAAAAAAACCCCCAAACAACAACAACAACAAAAACAACAAAAAAGUAGUUUACCCAUAGUUACUUCCAGGAUUUGUAUUUACUUCCAGGAUUUGUAUUUUGGAGCAUCUCAAUUUUCUCUUUCAAGCAUGUUUUAGGCUGCAAAAAUGCCAGCUUUUUUUGUUGCUUUUUUCACUGCAGUGCUUAUGGCAGAGAGAGAUGGAGAGGAUGAUCCAAAAGCCCUUGCCCAAUUCUGACUUUUGUUAUUCAUUGAUUGUUCUAUAAAUAUCCAGUGGGACUAUUUAGCUGUCAUGUAAAAACUGUUAGAAGGAACAUCCUUAAGUUUUCCUGGUAACUCCUGGUAACUGAGGAAUGCUAACACAAGAAGGGAUUUGGGGAAAAGAAACUGAGGAAAACACAUAGAAGAAGAGUAAAUCCAUGAUCCUUACUAAUUACAAGCUAAUUGCUUGUCUCUCUUUACAUUUCCCAAGCAGAAUCUGUGUCACAGUCUAAACAUGUACUCUUGUGUUUGUAUACUUUCGAUAUUAUUCAGCCAUCCUUUUUUCUUUCCAUUGCUCAUAUGUAGGUUGUCAUCUCCCUAGAGCAGAGUUGUGACAACCAUGAAUUUCAGCAGUAGAAAUCAGUGACCCGUUCCUGAAAUUUCAAACCCCUCAUCAAGUGCAGUUGUAGGUGUAAGAUCAAGGAGGCAAAUUCUGCUUUAAUAAGGUUUUAAACAAAAUUAGUAGAAAGUUCUUCCAAUCAAUAACCAUCCAAUAUUGGAAACUCUUUGACUUUUGUUACUGUGAAAUAAAGAUGAUUUUGUCUUAAUUUCUCUACAAGGUUCUUAGGGCAACUGGAAGCAAUGCUCUUCUCUGGAGCAUCCAUUAAGAAUUUCCAUGUGAAACUCAAAUUUCUGCAACUGUACCUACUGAUUUUGCUUUUUCCAUAUAUAUAUAUAUAUAUAUAUAUAUAUAUAAGCAAGAUUGUUUUAAGGGGAUUUUUUUUUUGAUCUUUGAUCUCUGCUCUGUGGUCUGUUCCUUACAGUUCUUGCGGUUUAAAGCCUGAACCUAAAGCUAAUCUACUGGAUUUCACUCUCUGAAAGACAGUCUAUUCCAAAUAUUUCAAGGGGAGAAGGGAGAUAUUUGCAACCUUUCAUUAGUAAUAUUUGACUAUGUAUGUGAAACUCAGCUUGCACUCUUCAAUUAAACUUUUAUUUUAGUAGUGAA
Molecule: messenger RNA, 4632 nt
Organism: Hirundo rustica (Barn swallow)
Lineage: Eukaryota; Metazoa; Chordata; Aves; Passeriformes; Hirundinidae
Gene: KBTBD12
Product: kelch repeat and BTB domain containing 12
Exons: 6
Coding region: 166-2025 (619 amino acids)
Molecular function (GO): protein binding
Source: RefSeq, a predicted model, not a curated record